UGGAGGGUUCUUCAUCAGUUGAUGUGUUGGAGCUUGUUCCUCCUGCAGAGGGUGGGGGAGCUGCAGGAGGUGAUGGAGGAGUACCUGAAGCGCUGCAGGAUCAACCUGAGCGACAGAGACAAGCUGAUCCAGGACGCCGUCCGCCUGGAGGGGCAGCUCAGCCUCAGCCUCACCCAGCUGAAGACCUGCCUGCUGGGGGGGGACUGUGACUCCAGGUCCCUGAGGCAUUGGGCCAGUGCAGCAGCGUUCCACACCCAGAUGCUGGUUCACCUGGCCGGACUGGAAGGGGGGGGGGCGCCCCGGGCGGCGAGGGCGGCGCUGGAGCAGUACCAGGAGGACCUCACCCAGAUCAUCCCUGCUUACAGGAGGUAUAAGUCCAACACAGUGUGUGUGGUGAAAUGUCGGGGGGGUCUGUCUGCGUCAUGUGACCCCUCCAACGAGAUGCCAGAGGAGGGAUCCAUGACGGGCCUCACUGUGACGGACAGAGAGACAGGGAGGAGCGUGACGCUGCCUCUGUCCACCUUGGAGACAGAAGCAGGGAGAAGAAGGAGAGCUGACGGUUCCUCUGUGACCUCCUCCAUGAACCUGGACCUGAUCACCUCAGAUCAAUACGCCCAGGCCUAUUUGGAGCGUCUGUUCUCUGAUGAGGGACCUGUGGCCGAGCUGCAGAGCUACUUCAACAGGACCAGCGAGCAUCUGCUAACAUCUCAACCAGGAUCCACAGACCAGCCCGGGGGGGGGGGACACGAGGAGGAAGGAGGCGACGGGAGGCGUCCUACAGAGCCGGCAGAGGGAGGACAUGUAGAGCAGCGAGUGGACAGAGCCAGAGGUGAUAAACAAGACGAGACUGAGAGGAGAGGAAGAGGAAGAGGAGAGGAGAUGAAGGAACUCGAUCAAAGAGAUGAAAGUUUGCAACUGAGCAUCAGAGAGACGCAGCCGGAGGAAAGUCUCUAUCAGGGAGCGUCAAGCACAUAGAAGCAAUGGACACCGGCCAGCAGCCAUAUUACAAGAUGUCCGCUCAGCACUGAAGAGGAACUCAGAAACCGUUCAUCACUGGUGAAGCACAGGACUGAGGAAGAUGUAGAGGGGCUGAACGUGAGGCUGAGAGGAGGUGAAGAGCAGCUCGACUGCAAGAUGAUCAGCUCUGUCUAAAUAUGAACCCAAACAACUAUAUUUAAUAAAUCAGUAUAUCUGGUAAAUCUUUAGAAGAUCUAAUAAUAAAAGUAUUUAUUUGUAAAGAAGCUUAA
This is a messenger RNA of Pleuronectes platessa (European plaice), 1247 nucleotides long. RefSeq lists its product as uncharacterized. The record is from RefSeq and is a predicted model, not a curated record. The transcript has 4 exons. The coding region runs from base 22 to 975 and encodes 317 amino acids. Lineage: Eukaryota; Metazoa; Chordata; Actinopteri; Pleuronectiformes; Pleuronectidae.